Fusarium redolens is the source of this 660-nucleotide messenger RNA. RefSeq lists its product as uncharacterized. The record is from RefSeq and is a predicted model, not a curated record. The transcript has 2 exons. The coding region runs from base 1 to 660 and encodes 219 amino acids. Lineage: Eukaryota; Fungi; Ascomycota; Sordariomycetes; Hypocreales; Nectriaceae.
AUGAAGUCUUCACUCUUUCUCACUUCCUCUCUACUUGCUCUAUUCCCCUCUUGCAUUCCAGCAUUGGCCAUCAGCGGAUACCCUGAGAACGUGAGAUUCGGCGAGCCGACCUUUGUCGAGGGUGGAAACACCACCACGACAAAGCGUCAAGUCGCAACGCCCCCUGACAAUUGUUGGGUUCAAGGUCUUGGCCAGGCAAGCUACUGGUUUCUCCCUGUCUACUCAGGCGAAGAUGUAUAUGCCUGUAUCAUGGCCCGUAAGAGGAUGACAUCGUCGUCAUGGGUUUGUCCCAAAGACGGCUGGUGGCCAGACUCAUACGUCGACGAGAUCGUCUCGGCAGGUCAAGAACAGAUCUUCAAAGAAGGCGGCGGUAAAACGACUGAAAAGGGAGUUUUCAAGGCCCGGUUCGAAGGAACCACUCGCAAGAUUGAGGAUAAAGAGGGCAUGUCGGCGAUGCUUGACAUGCUGUUCCGAUAUUCUCUGCCCAACUGCGAUGUUAGCAAUGCACUUUGCGUGACCAAGUCUCGUCAUUACUACUACAAGUUCAAAGGAGAUACCAUUGGUAUCGUACACAAGGAGUCCGACUGCCGCGGAUGGUUCGGUAUUGGCGGCGACACCUACGCUUACUGCCCUGGCGGAAGUCACUGCCAAGAUGAUUAA